UCCUCCUCCUCCUCCUGCUCCUCCUGGUUGGAGCGCAGUGUCCGGAGCAGGCUGGGGGGAGAGAACCCGGGAGCAGGGUUCGGUGCCUUUUCCUCUGACCCCAUCUGGUGCCCGGAGUCCCCCUCCCCUUCCUCCCCACCCCCUCCCCUCCCCAACCCUGCCCUCCCCCUUGUCCCGGGAUCACUCCGUCGCACCCACCAUGAUGGAAGACGACGGGCAGCCCCGGACUCUACACACACAAGCUAAGACAUAUGGUUCUAUCAUCAGAAAACAAUAUGGUGUUUAUAGCCUAGAUACGUAGGUAACCUCUCCAGAGAUGUAACAGAAGUCCUUAUACUUCAGUUAUUCAGUCAGAUUGGACCCUGUAAAAGCUGUAAAAUGAUAACAGAGCAACCCGAUAGCAGAAGGGUCAACUCUUCUGUUGGAUUUUCUGUUUUGCAGCAUACAAGCAAUGACCCAUAUUGCUUUGUGGAAUUUUAUGAACACAGAGAUGCAGCUGCUGCAUUAGCUGCUAUGAAUGGGAGAAAAAUUUUGGGAAAGGAGGUCAAAGUAAACUGGGCAACAACACCAAGUAGCCAGAAAAAAGAUACUUCCAAUCACUUCCAUGUGUUUGUUGGGGAUUUGAGUCCAGAAAUUACAACAGAAGAUAUCAAAUCAGCAUUCGCCCCUUUUGGUAAAAUAUCGGAUGCCCGAGUAGUUAAAGACAUGGCAACUGGAAAAUCCAAAGGCUAUGGUUUUGUAUCUUUUUAUAACAAACUGGAUGCAGAAAAUGCAAUUGUGCAUAUGGGAGGUCAGUGGUUGGGUGGUCGUCAAAUCAGAACCAAUUGGGCCACACGUAAACCACCUGCACCUAAAAGUACACAAGAAAAUAACACUAAACAGUUGAGAUUUGAAGAUGUUGUAAACCAGUCAAGUCCAAAAAAUUGUACUGUGUACUGUGGAGGAAUUGCUUCUGGGUUAACAGAUCAGCUUAUGAGACAAACAUUCUCGCCUUUUGGACAAAUCAUGGAAAUAAGAGUUUUUCCAGAGAAGGGCUAUUCAUUCGUCAGAUUUUCAACCCAUGAAAGUGCGGCCCAUGCCAUUGUCUCGGUGAAUGGUACUACGAUUGAAGGACAUGUUGUUAAAUGCUAUUGGGGUAAAGAAUCUCCUGAUAUGACUAAAAACUUCCAACAGGUUGACUAUAGCCAGUGGGGCCAGUGGAGCCAAGUGUAUGGAAACCCACAACAGUAUGGACAGUAUAUGGCCAAUGGGUGGCAAGUACCGCCUUACGGAGUGUAUGGGCAGCCGUGGAACCAACAAGGGUUUGGAGUAGAUCAAUCACCUUCUGCUGCUUGGAUGGGUGGAUUUGGUGCUCAGCCUCCCCAAGGACAAGCUCCUCCCCCCCCCGUAAUACCUCCUCCUAACCAAGCUGGAUAUGGUAUGGCAAGCUACCAAACACAGUGAGCUGGGACUCUAAACACAAUUGUAAUUCAUGAUAGCUUCAGUUUCCUGUGACACUCUGAAGACAUGGAAGUAGACAUCGGAAAAUGAAAAUAUUUAUUUUAAAAAUUGAAAUGUUUGGAACCUUUAGCACAGCUUUGCUUUGGGGAAGGACACAUGUCUUCUAGUUCUGCCUUUUUAAGUUUUUGUUCAUGAUGGAUAUGAACAUGAUUUUUCUUUGUGUACAAAAACUAAAAUAAAGCCAAUAAAGACAAUUCUGACUUCAAAUUUUGAUAUAAUAGGAGAAAUGGGUAAUACAUUUUGAUUAUUAGAUACUAUUCCAUUUUUAUCUUGCUAUUCAGUAUUUUAACUCACUGUUUUUAAAAGAGCGAAAAAAGGGAGGAUCGUGAACAACUGGGAAUCACUUUUAAGUUCAUCCUGAACCUUGGUAUUCCCUUCCCCUAUCCUGAGGUGGACCACAUUUGAAGUCAGCAGGAAAAAAAAAAUGCUAUUGAGAAGAAAUGCAUGGUUUUGAAGUCGCUUUGGAGGAAAUACUUUAUGCUUAAAGAAACUGAAGCCAGACUGAUAAAGAAAUUUUGCAACCUAAAUAAGGAACAGCAUUGUCUGAGUUACUUGAGCCAAUAUUGGUGGUCCACAUUAAGACAUAUUUUUAAGACUUUAAGAAGUGUUGAUUAUUAAAACUGUAGUAAAUUACAUUUCAUUUUGGGGGGAAAAUUCCAAGUAUGGUGUUUGUAUUAAAGUCAGACAUUCAUACUUGUGCUUUUACAUGAAGUUAAAAUGAUAUACAUUGUAAAUAUUAACUACAGUGUUUAAAAAAGCAUGCUUCAACAUAGAAGUAGCAGUGUAAUUAUUUGAAGUAACACUUAACACACUCCACUGCAUUGAAUGCAAUGGAUUGAUACGAAUGUUUAAGACUGACAUUUCCAACGUUGGCUACUAUGUAAAAUUUAAAUUAUACAAAUUACUAUACAGAAAAAGCCUUAAUUUUAAUUUCAUACAAAUCUUUGAUGCAUCAGUACAUUUUAAAAUGUCAUUGGAAAUUAGAUUUUUUUCUUUGAUUUUUUUUUUUCUUUGCUUUACGUCACUUGGUAUGUAAAUACCUUGAUUUAAACCUUGUAAACCAUUUCAAGGUUCCUAUAAAUUGUAUAAUACAAGUGUUUUUUAAAAAUCUUGGGGUGUUUUUUAAAAUUAGGUAUAUUUUGCCCAAGAAUUUUUUAAAUAAGAUUGCUAAAACAUUAUGCCAUUCAAUGUACCAAUUUAUAAUUGGAUAUUCAGCUUAAAUAGUACACAGAGUUGUGACUUUUAUUUUUAAUUAAAUGGUUUUUGUGUGGGUAGCGUGCGUGGGACGACGAGCCUGAACGGAGGCAGAGUCGGAUGAGUGCAGAGUCCGUAAAUGCAUCAGUUGGGUAGGUAGGUGAGACUAGAGUUCGCCUCUGAGGUAUUUUUCAGGUUAUGUGGAUAAAAUCUGCCUCGAAUUUUUGUCGUAAUAGGAAAGUGGAAGAGAAAAUCCUAUGUAUUUGAAUUCUGACAGCUAGGGGGUGCAAGUGUUCAGGAAGUAUAUUUGAAUGUUUCCAGGCCUGUGCACCAAAAUGAGAAAACUCUUCCCAGUUAAGUAGUAAGUUGCAACUGAUACCUGCAGAUUACUACUUCAACUUGAAGUCUUAAAGUUAGCUUUGAAAUAAUGAUGGUUUUAUAAAUUGAUAACCAUGAUACUUUUGGUAUUUUCCUUCUUCCUCCAUUUAGAAGUAUGGCCAAAUGUUAUUAAACCUGAGAGGUAACAGAGUCUGAAGUCCAUCUCUGGGCCAAUUUUUUAUGGCACUUCAGUUUUAACCAUAGUGGUCAUCUGUUAUAAUACCCUUACUUUUGUUUAUGGUCUUUGGGGGAUAUUGUGGAAAAGUUAUAUUUUAUAAGGAAAACACUCAAAUUAUAUCAAUUAUGCCUCCUAGUUAAAAAUUUCUUGAAUACAUGUGAAACUUGAACAAUUAAAGACUUUUUUAAUAUAUUGAUAAAAGCCUAUUAAAUUCUCAGUUUGCCUUUUUUGGUCUGCCAGUAAAUUAAGUAGCGUAUUGCGGUAACAGCUAAAUACAGGUACAGUAUUUCCUAGUUGUGUAUUCUAUGAGUUAAUAAAAUUUAAAGGACUAAUUAUAUUGCCAUAGUAAACAUACGAUUGAAGUGUCCUUUGUCUUAAUCUGAAAGAGCAAGAUUUCAUGAUCAGUUAAGUUAAUGAAAGUAUUUGAUAGUAAAUGGGUGGUUUUUUUAAAAAAAUAUGAAGCUACUUAUCCAAACGAAAUGCACCAUUUUAUUUAUUUUCUUUUUUGUAUUUUUCCCCAUUACCAUUUAUUCCCCUUAUACUGCCCUCCCCCGGCAAUCACCACACUGUUGUCCAUGUCCAUGAGUCCUUUUUCCUUUUUGAAAUGCACCAUUUUAGAAUACAACUGUCAGGCUAACACAGACUGAUAACAAAGUGAAGUCAGUGCUGUCUGGAUCUAAUUUAAGCCCAAUAACCAUUGCCUUUUCCACGCUCAUUAAAAGUGACAGAGAUUCUUUGGCAUGUAAGAUAUGUUUCUUAUUUUGUAAUUAUCUUGAGAUUGGUUUUGAUGAUGUGUUUUUGACUGCCAUCUUCUUUAAUAAUCUACCAGCAUUUCCCCAUAUGGCAUUCCCACUUGAUUUUUAUGUCUGCUGGCAGUGAGAGGCUAAAAUGAC
Messenger RNA from Pteronotus mesoamericanus, 4143 nucleotides. RefSeq names its product TIA1 cytotoxic granule associated RNA binding protein like 1 (gene TIAL1). Gene Ontology annotation, molecular function: mRNA binding; DNA binding. The record is from RefSeq and is a predicted model, not a curated record. The transcript has 13 exons. The coding region runs from base 379 to 1443 and encodes 354 amino acids. Gene Ontology annotation, cellular component: nucleus. NCBI's taxonomy places the organism in Eukaryota, Metazoa, Chordata, Mammalia, Chiroptera, Mormoopidae.